UCAGCAGUUGCGAUGUGAAGAUUGUUACAUUGUAAUUUCAUAAGGGCGGAGGAAAUGCCUUAAUUUCUCAUUUACGCUGAAGGGCAGCUGUUUUGCUAAGAGCCUGUUGAUUAUUCUGAUAUACAGGGAUGUCGAGGAGUCGGGGUUUUUGCACACUUGGUAACUCAACCAACCCAUGACUGGUGUAGCUGUUAUCAUGGCAACCAGUGCGGUCCCUAGCGACAACCUCCCAACGUAUAAAUUGGUGGUUGUGGGAGAUGGAGGCGUGGGAAAGAGUGCUCUUACCAUCCAGUUUUUCCAAAAGAUUUUUGUGCCAGAUUACGAUCCUACUAUAGAAGACUCCUACUUGAAACACACAGAGAUCGAUGGCCAGUGGGCUAUUUUGGAUGUUUUAGACACAGCAGGUCAAGAGGAAUUCAGUGCCAUGCGAGAGCAGUACAUGAGGACUGGAGAUGGUUUCCUCAUUGUGUUCUCUGUGACGGACAAGGCCAGUUUUGAACACAUCGACCGCUUUCACCAGCUCAUCCUACGAGUCAAAGACCGGGAAUCUUUCCCUAUGGUUUUGGUGGCUAACAAAGUGGACCUGGUGCAUCUGAGGAAAGUGACAAAUGAACAGGGCUGUGAGAUGGCAGCCAAACACAACAUUACUUACAUUGAAACAAGUGCCAAGGAUCCUCCAAUGAAUGUGGACAGAGCCUUUCAUGAAUUAGUCAGAGUUAUCAGACAGCAAGUUCCAGAGCGGAGUCUGAAAAAGAAGAAAAAGACAAAGUGGCGUGGAGACAGAGCCAUGAGUUCUCACAAGCUUCACUGUGUGAUAUUGUGACUACCUCUCCAGUCUAAAUCAUCAGCGUUUGGCAACAUAAACUGCCAGGGAGGACAGACUAGAGAUAUGCACUAAUCAGAGGACCACAGACUUUAUCAAAAGAACUGGCAUGAAGUCAGACUAUCUCUUCCUGUCUCAGGGAAGCAUAUUAGGUGAGUCAAGGGAUCACUGCUGCCAGACCAAGGAGGAGCAAUCAGUACAACACGUCUAAUUUGAAGCACUGGCUGAAACAACAAAAAUCACAGCCAAUCAGAAAAAUCUCUGUGGGAUAAAAUGUUAGACCAGUGAGACUGCACAGUUGGCAGAGCUAGAAAGAUCCAUCCAAACCUAAGCCAUGCACCACAGUCAUUCGCACACCUACAUCCAAAUUGUCUGCAGCUUCCAAACAUUCAUAUAAUUAUGUGGAUGAUUGUUUUGCAGAGCUGUCUGAACAUUGUUUUCAGUAGUUACAACAAUUAUGAAGGGAUAUUGUUCUUACAAAGGCAUAUUUAUUGACACGUUUGAAUGAAUAUGUAGCUAUAAUAGAACUUGUUUAAGAAAACGUAAGUGUCAUUGAGUGUUUGAUACGUCGUCAAUAUGGCCUUUAAAGUUAAGCACAAUAAGUACUGACACGAUUGAAGGGCUCAUUGCACUAGCAAGACUUUUUGCACUUUCAGUAUUUGCUCAUGGGCUUUUGCUGUUUAAAAUUGCCUUGUGAUGUUUUUGAUUUUGUUGCACAUUUACAGUACAGGUGCUCUAAGCCAUUAUUUUACAUUUUUAUAAUAGUCAAGACAGAGAGUGCCCUCACUAGCUGACAGAUAUCAAUAAAAUAGGUCCUGAGAAAUCACAUGUCCCGGUGACAGCUCUGUAAAGUAGAAACACUCCCAUAUAUAUAUAUUAUCAUUUGUUUAAUGAAAAAGUAGCAUGGUUUCAUCACAACUAUUAAGCAGUACAACCGUUAUUGAUAAUAAUAAAAAAUGUUUCUUGAGCACCAAAUCUGCAUAUAAGAAGGAUUUCUGAAAGAUGAUGUGACACUGAUA
Sinocyclocheilus grahami is the source of this 1842-nucleotide messenger RNA. Its product is annotated as ras-related protein M-Ras-like. Bases 176 to 823 code for a protein of 215 amino acids. Gene Ontology annotation, molecular function: GTP binding; GTPase activity. NCBI's taxonomy places the organism in Eukaryota, Metazoa, Chordata, Actinopteri, Cypriniformes, Cyprinidae. Gene Ontology annotation, cellular component: membrane. The record is from RefSeq and is a predicted model, not a curated record. Gene Ontology annotation, biological process: signal transduction. The transcript is spliced from 6 exons.